Messenger RNA from Corvus hawaiiensis (hawaiian crow), 3862 nucleotides. RefSeq names its product leucine rich melanocyte differentiation associated (gene LRMDA). NCBI's taxonomy places the organism in Eukaryota, Metazoa, Chordata, Aves, Passeriformes, Corvidae. The record is from RefSeq and is a predicted model, not a curated record. The transcript has 7 exons. Gene Ontology annotation, molecular function: protein binding. Gene Ontology annotation, biological process: melanocyte differentiation. Bases 1018 to 1803 code for a protein of 261 amino acids.
CCCGCCGCCGCCUUUCGGGACUCUCCGCCCCGCCGUCAAUUGUCAGUGCUCCCCAACCGCAAUCAAUCAGUUAUUUGUCAGCCCCUGUCAAUCCGCCCUUGAUUUAUGUCAGCUUUUGUUGCUGAUUACAAGCCUGGUGUGACUUGAAGGGGGAAGGAGAGAGAGAGAGGGAGGAAGGAAAACAGAGGGAGAGACGGGCUCCUCGGGAGAAAAAGCCUUUUAAUUUUCGGAAUAAAUCCUUGGAGUAAACUGGAUUUGUUUGCCAGGACCCGGUAGCCCUCCCCAGCCCCUCAUCGCCCUGUCGGGGAGGGCUGAUGGGCUCCUCUUCCCCUUACCUCUUGGUCCUCUUCGAAAGUGUCCUUCGUCCCUGCACCCGCCGGGCUGAACCGGUCGCCGGCAGCGGGGGCCUGGGGAGGCGGCCCCUCGCCCUAACGAGAGUACUGGUUCGCCAUUUAUGUGUUUGAUUUUCAGCUAGGCUGUGUUGGGAGCCUUGUGGGUAUGCACACGGUAUCCACCCGGGCGUUACAUACGUCCUGCUUUGUGUCUGUGCGCUCCCGAAGGAUACAGAGUCCUCUGUCCUCAACCCCAUUUUUACCGGUGCCGGCGGAUGCCCCGAGAGGAAUCCGCAGCCCUUCAAGGCGCUGGAUUGCCUUUUUCCUUUCUCUUUGUACUUUGCUUCCCACUAUCCCCCCCACCUCCUCAUCCCAUAACAUUUUUUCACAGGCAAAAUGUGUUAAUCAAUCUUUUACUUUUGUUUCCGGAUCUGACAUGGUGGCCCACACAAUCUACAACAUUAACAAAAAGGUCACUUAGAGAUAAAACACGUUUGACAAGUGAAGAACAAGGCAAGUGCUUUAGGGGUCGCGUCCAAUUCCUGACCUGGACUCCAACCAGAACAGGCGCUGAUCCUGGAAGGGUUGGACGAGAGGAAGGACUUUCACUUUCUCACGUUUAGAUCUGCUGAACCAAGUCCUUUUUCUUCCCUUGAAACACCGAUCUGCCCCAGUCCCUAAACAGAUGUGUCAGAUAGUCUUUAACGACCUGCUCUUCUUACGAGGUAUAUGUAAGGCAGGUUUUCCUCGCUAUCCCCCCCCCCCCUUCCCCCGCCCCCGCCAAGCGGUACCCUUUAAAUCUUGCAGCGCAGUGUCCUACAUUAGUCAGGACUGUGAAGAGAUUCCAGAAUUCCUAGGAAGAAAAUAUGGACAUAUGGCAAAAAGGCUAGAUCUUAGCUUCAACUUGUUAAGGUCACUAGAAGGACUGAAAACAUUCAGUUACUUGGAAGAACUGAUCUUGGACAACAAUCUACUCGGAAAUGACCUUCUGUUGCCCAGGUUACCCCACCUCCAUACCUUAACGCUGAACAAGAACCAAAUAACAGAAUUAGAAAGCCUUUUGGACCAUUUGGCUGAAGUUGUGCCCUCACUACAGUAUCUCAGUUUGCUUGGAAACAUUGCUUGCCCAAAUGAACUGGUCUGCAAAGAAAAGGAUGAAGAUGACUACCAGAGAUACAGAUAUUUUGUCCUGCACAAAUUGACAAACCUGAAAUUUCUUGAUACUCGGAAAGUAACCACGAGGGAGAGAGAGGAAGCCUUGAUAAGAGGCGCCUUCAUGAAAGUGGUUAAGCCCAAGGAUGCUAAGGCCUCUAGUGCUGCUGCCCCUGCCUCUCCAGAGAUGCACUAUACACCUCUGCCUUCUGGAUCCAGAGACCUCACCAAUCACAGAGGCGUUUUGGGGAAAUGUCGCUACAUUUACUAUGGAAAACAUUCCGAGGGCAACAGAUUCAUCCAAGAUGACCAGCUAUAAAACACAGUGCUGUUUCGUGCCUCUUCAAUCCCUCUACACAAGAAGCACAAAUCACAUCUAAAUUUUAAGCAUGUAACUAAAGUCCUCUAGUGCCUUCUGCUGACUUUGCCAAGCCUGUCAAGAUCAUCCUUCUAUCUUAGUCUGAGUAGUCACAUAGAGAUUGACAUGAUUGCCUUUAAGCAGGUCCCAUCCACCAGUGUGACAGACAGCUGCAGCCGAGCACCCGGCCUGACAGGAGGAGCACCGUGAUGGAUUGCCUGGUCCAAGUGCUGCUCGCAGGAGAGCAGGGGUCACACCUGGGGCCGGGCUGAGCCUGCUCCAUCGGUGGCGCCUCCGCAAAAGCUCCGCGUUUAUCUCUGCCUGGCCUGUUGAGCGAAAGUGGCUGGUGAUAUCAAAGUGUUUAUAACAGAGAGAGGCUGUAAUUUCAGAUGAAAAAGCCCUUAUCAGUUCUUUUUUUUUUCCCUGUGAAUUAAGUGCUUGUGUUUCUAUCAUCUCAUAUGUGCAUACACAAAUCCUUUCACAGUUUGGUAGUAUAGCCACCCACCCCCAAAUGAGCCUAGAUGGAUUAUUUUUUCUUUCAGCAGGGAAAAAUAGAUAUCCUGAAAACAUUUUGGCCAUGCAAAGCAUUGUCAAUCUGUGUGAAUGUUUAUAAGCAAAGGAAAAGGAUUUAAGCAAUUUCCCAGACAAACAAAAUUUUCUUAUCCUUGAAUCGCAUCUUAUCAUUUACUAGCUCUUACCUUCAAAAAAGUGAGUAUUUCUUUAUGCUGUAGAAUAGUGGCAUAGUUUAACUGUUUAUACUUGGAAGAAGUCUUCGUUAGUGGUAUUGACAGUGUGUGUUAUUCCUGGUUUAUUGCACAAGAUAUUUUUAACUUGUAGGGAUUACGUGUAGAAUUAAAUGCUUAAAUUUGGGGAAAAAAGUGAUUAAAAGGAGUGAUAUAAAUCUGCCACCAGAUGGGUAUGAUUAUUCAGAGGGGAGAAAAGUCAACAAAAGUAACUGGUGGAAUUAACAUAAUUAGCAGCUUUACUAAUACGUUAGAGAGAUGAGUUCUGAAUAAUCCCUUUCAGUAUCGAUGUAAGAAAAGUUAUUGUCAAAUGUUCAGUCAAGAAAAAAUAAAAAGCCAUGGCAAAUUUCCUGCUUUUCUGAUAAAGAGGUUAGAUAUAUUUAGAAUCAUGAACUUGUUACUGUGAAAAAGUCCCAUACUUCAUGCAUAUAUUGUGUUAAAUUCUACUUGGUACAGUGGGAUUGGCCAAGGAAUAUGCAAAAAUUCUUAACUCUGGACUGUUCCAAACCCAUUCAUAUUGAUCCCAGCUGAGAGCUAUCACUGCCUAGCUGUUAUUGAUUUGUUUGAAAUUACUUGGUGGUCUUUGUUCACUUUCCUGGUUGAAAAAAAAUCAGUUUUUAGAAACUGUCUACCUUGAGGGCUGUUAUUAGAUGGCAUUACAGGUGGAAGUGAACUGGAUGUGGAAGCCAGUCAUGAAAGCAGGUUUGACUGAUGAAAUAGUGAGGCUUGCUGCUGCUCAGCAUUUUAGGCCUUACUCAGUAAACAGAAGCCUUUGCUCAUUCUGGAAGCAUAUAAUAAAUCUUUAACAGAUACUUAAAAUCAGUGAUGAACACAGAACCAUCUAGUUCACACCACUUGUAGUUCAAAUUGAGUUCUGAGCUGUUUGUCGUAUAAAUUGGUGUCUGGAAAGCACAUUUUAGCCACUUCUAAUGUCACAUGACUAAAAUGAAAUGCCAAUUCACAUUAGAAGUCCUAGGAAAUACCAGAUAAAUGAAAACUACAUGCCUCUUUCUUUAAUCAAAAAUAUAAUUAGAAAUAUUUAGGGCACUUGUCAUCUGUUUUGGUUCCCAAUAACAGCAGUCUUAGUUUGUUCCUAUCAUGAUGUCUGUUUUGAAGCCUCCCCACAUUUUGGCCAUGGCAAUGUUACAGGCAGCAGCGUUCAGAGUAGGGGUGUUUAGAAUAACCUAAUGUCACUUUCAGUCUGUUUGCAUAUAUGUUCUUGUCUUUGUAAAAGGCUUUAACCCUGCCUCAAACAAUAAACAGCACUUGCAAACUGA